GAAAUUAGCCCAGCUGCUGUGAAUAACAACACUAUAUUAUUUUAUCAUGGCCUUGUCCUCCGACCUCCGAUCCGCCUAUAACGUUAAGAAUAAAAAGCAGGACAUCCCCCUGCCACCCGUGAUCGAUGUGAUGCAGAAUCGUUAUCCGUUUUGCAUUGUCUGGGCGCCGAUUCCGUUUAUCUCCUGGAUUUUCCCCUUUAUCGGGCAUGUCGCUAUCUGCGAUAGCGAGGGCAGGAUUUAUGAUUUUCAAGGUGAUUUCCAUGUUGGCACUGAUCGAAUGCUUUUUGGGCGCCCACUGAAGUACUGGGAUCUCUCUAAAUUCUACGUACCGUCUUUCUAUAAUCCCUCGAAAGAUAUGCACCAGAUCGAUAGUGAACAAGUCCAAGACGAAAUCGACGCUUACAACUCUGGCAUAAGCCUUGCCAAAGGCCAGUUUACCUUUUCGGAGCACUAUAACUUCUUUACCAAUAAUUGCCACUCAUUCGUGGCAGAUUGUCUUAAUAAACAAACAAUUUGCCUUCAGAAGUCAAACAUGUUUUCAAUUUGCUUAGGGAUGGUUUUGCACAGCAAGUACACUUCCAUGUAUGGGUGUGCUAUCGUAUUUGCACCUCCUAUUAUUUUAGUAGUGCUCCUGAUUAUUAUUAUAUCUUGCUGUUAGACUGCAUAGAGGUUGCAAUAGGCGGAUCAUUAUUAUUACCUUUUUCGUUUGGAAGCACUUGGAAUCCAUUUACUCAAAAACUUGAUUAAUUACAAUAAAUGUGAAGGUUUACACCGUUCUAAUGAUAAAAACUAUGCGAUGUUAAGAGAUCCGUAAAAUGGUAUGAAGACGAAAUCGAUAUAUUCGUAAAGUUUGGUUUUCUUCUUGACAAUUCCUUCCAA
Messenger RNA from Phytomonas sp. Hart1, 879 nucleotides. NCBI's taxonomy places the organism in Eukaryota, Euglenozoa, Kinetoplastea, Trypanosomatida, Trypanosomatidae. The record is from the annotation of a GenBank genome assembly.